GGAUUAACAGGCGCGAUUAGACAAACUGGAAUACACGGCAGAAGGGUUGCAUAUGCUGGUGCUAUUUCUGGCGUUGCUGGCUAUCUUUAUUUCAACAAUAUGAGUUCACUCGGUAGAGCUCAGAUCCAUAAUGAUGCUAUCAUACCACCAGUGAAAGCCGUAUCAACGAAAUACAACACAGUGACAACCGACGUCAUCGACAAACUUCGCAGCGCAUUGGGAGAAGAAAAUGUUAUAACUGAUAAGGAAGUCAUACAAGGCAGUGUCAAUUCUCAAUGGUCUUAUCUCGUUGAUUUACCACCGAGUGUUAUAGUCACCCCCUCGAAUACGGAAGAUGUGGUUAAAAUUGUUAAUGUCGCACGUGAUAACCAUAUACCAAUAAUCAGUAGAAGCGCUGGAACAAGUUUAGAAGGCCACUGUAGUGCUGAAUCUGGUGGUAUAAUGAUCGAUUUCGAACAACGUAUGGCAAAUGUCUUGGAAGUUUAUCCUGAUGAUUUGCAAGUACGCGUUCAACCGGGUGUCAAAUGGGUAGAGCUCAAUGAACACCUCGAGGAAAUUGGCUUGAAUUUGUUCUUCCCCCUUGAUCCAUCUCCUGGUGCGGCAAUUGGAGGUAUGCUCUCGACCGGAUGUAGUGGUACAAAUGCCUGCAUGUAUGGUACAGCCAGGGGUGAGUGGUUUGUAAAUAUCACUGUCGUCAUGCCUAAUGGCAAAGUCAUGAAAACAAGACAGCGAGCUAAGAAAAGUUCUGCUGGUAUUGACAUGACAAAGUUAUUCGUCGGUGCUGAAGGUACCCUCGGGGUGAUAACAGAGCUGACACUCCGUUUGGCGCCAAAAGUGCCAACUUCAGUUGCUGUUGCUCCUUUUGAUUCUAUCGAGGAUGCAGCAAAAGGUGUUGCGAAGGUAAUACAAAGUGGAAUUUCCGUAAACUGUGCUGAAUUGUUAGACGAUCUAGCUAUUAUCGCUAAUAACAACAGUGGCAGCACGUAUAAAAAAUAUGAAGAAAAACCACAUAUUUUCUUCAAGUUUGCUGGUACCCAAGCACACAUGGCUGAAGAUGCUGAGCGUACCGCCGCGAUUGUUAAGGAAUUUGGCAGUAAAUUAGAGUAUGCAGAGAAUGAUGAUGAAGCUAAGAACCUCUGGGAAGCGCGUAAAUGGGGUUUGGCUAAUAUAGCCUCUAUGGUUCCAAACAGUAGAAUUUGGACAACCGAUGUGUGUGUACCGCAAUCGAAGUUACCUACUCUCGUCAAACAAAUCAAAUCAGAUGCAGUCGAAGCUGGUAUCUAUGCCCCAUUAUUGUCGCACUGCGCAGAUGGCAAUGCGCACUUCUUGUUAGCAUUCAAAGAUGACAAAGAGCGUGAAGUUGUCGAGCACCUCGUCGAAAAAAUGGUGGAAAGGGCACAGGCACUCGAUGGUACCUGCACUGGUGAGCACUCUGUAGGUGUUGGUAAGAAACAUCAUCUGGUGCAUGAAUUAGGGGAGGAAACUGUGAGAGCACUCUGGACGUUAAAGAACGCUUUUGAUCCUGAUAAUAUAAUGAACCCUGGAAAGCUAUAUCCAGAUAUUGAUACUAGACAUUAGACAAUAGACAAAUUUUACUGAGAUAUAUUACAGUUUACUUCU
Molecule: messenger RNA, 1620 nt
Organism: Wallemia mellicola CBS 633.66
Lineage: Eukaryota; Fungi; Basidiomycota; Wallemiomycetes; Wallemiales; Wallemiaceae
Product: FAD-binding domain-containing protein
Exons: 4
Coding region: 100-1578 (492 amino acids)
Biological process (GO): lactate catabolic process
Cellular component (GO): mitochondrion
Molecular function (GO): FAD binding; D-lactate dehydrogenase (NAD+) activity; D-lactate dehydrogenase (cytochrome) activity
Source: RefSeq, a predicted model, not a curated record